AUGGAAGUUCUAUUGGUUCUCAUUACCAUUGCGGCAGCAUGCUUUGUUCGCUCAUGGUCGGUUACUGUUAUGGGAUUAUAUCUGCCUUCGGCUAUAAUCGAAAGAGGUUUUGCUUCAAAGUUCGUCGCCGACUAUGAAAAAUGUCCUAGAUCAUGGAUCUACAGAACUAUAAUUCCUUCAGUCUAUAUAGCAGCGGCAUUAAAUACUGCCUGCGCCUUAAUGGGUGAGUACAUAUGCCUCGGAAUGAGAAUCUCUCAGCUAAUUUCAGGAACGUUCACCGUCAUGUUUCUAGCAGUUACUUCAACUGUAUUCUUCAUUACCUGUUGCAUAGCCUAUAUAACUAUCUUUCGUCGAAACUUCUUCGAAUUACGUGAUAUCAAUCGUGGUGUGAAGCGCAACAAUGUUAUCUAUACUCUUAGCAAGAAGUUUCAGCUGACGGAAAAUCUCAAAGUGAUGAAGGUAGGUUCUCCUUGGAAUUGA
Messenger RNA from Cooperia oncophora, 480 nucleotides. The record is from the annotation of a GenBank genome assembly. NCBI's taxonomy places the organism in Eukaryota, Metazoa, Nematoda, Chromadorea, Rhabditida, Trichostrongylidae.